GCAUUGAGUCAAGAAGAUCCAGCGUUCAACAUCCUAAACUGGAAACAAUGUAUUAAAAAUACAUCUGCGCCAGCCUAAUAAUCGUAUUAAAAACCCAAUUGUAGAUGGAUAUAUUCCAGAAGAAAUUCUAGUAGACCUUAGUUGCGAUCAAAGACUUUUAUUUGAAUAUUGCAAAGGAGUAGGCUUUGGUAAAGUUUCUGAUAAAUGGGCCGCCUAUAAAAUUGGACCGCUUAAUCAUGCAAGGUGGUUAACUCUAGCUAUUCGCCUUCUCUGCUUGUAUACUAGAGACAAUCAACCAAGUGUUUCUUUAAAAAAACUUGUAUGUUUUAUUGUUCAGGUUUACGCUCCAGCGUGGUUCGAUAUAAAAAAAUCUUCAAAAUUUCACGAAUCCCCGCGCCAUUUUUUCUACUAUCACUAGAAUAAAUAAUCUCCCCUUUGAUGAUGUUAAAUAUAUUGUUAAAAAAAACAUUAAAAACAAUGCAUUGUGCCUAAAACCUGAAAAUAUUCUUUAUGCCAUGUUAAAAGAUAAUGACAGCAAGAUACGAAACUUUGGUUUUCAAAUCCUACUGGGUCUAAGGCAAAGAGUAAACAACGAAAGUUUGGAAGUAAAUUUGAAAAAAAUUCCAGAAAUUAAUUUUAAUGCUAAUCAUUGGUAUGAGUUGGUAGACAUCAGCAUUACUAAAUUUACGGAGCCCCCAACAACACAACAUUUUUCAAUUGAGCAAAUCCAAUAUGCGAUUGACAAUAAUGUUAAACCUGAAAUCCCCGUCUUUCCAUCUCACUCCCAGAGUGUUGAGCGAGCGGUAAAACUUGUGUCGGACGCAUCCCAAUAUGUUUAUGGAUUCAAGAAUCGACACAGCUGCAUUUUAACUAAACUACUUAUUAGGAAGAUGCGUAAACCUUAUAUUUCAAAAAGGCAUUAUUCCCAUUCUUAUUAUGAUAUUUUUUAAUUGAAAAUGUUUUCCUAAAAUAUAUAUAUCCAUAGCCAAAAUCUUUUAAUUUGUGAAAAUGUUUAUUUGGAUAUUCUUAUGUAAAUAUAAGAAUAAAAGUUUCACUAUUUAAAUCUUCAAAUAGUUAACAAGUUGAUAUAAAUUUAGCUUAAUUGUUAUAAACUGUUAUAAACUUAAAUCAUACAGCAAAGCAAAUUGUAUUGAAAAACAUUUAAAUAUGAACUUAGUUAAAACGUCAAGUUUUGCAUAUAACGCUUUUUAAGGUGUUUUUUUACAUAAUCCAACAAAUCUUAAAAAUUAAAUCCGCAAGCGAUUCUUUAUCCAAAAUCUCUCAAAUUUUGAGAGUAAUCGUAUUUUAACUGUCUACAACUACUGCAAUAUUAUGCAAUAUGCGGAAUUAAAAUCGA
Molecule: messenger RNA, 1357 nt
Organism: Hydra vulgaris (swiftwater hydra)
Lineage: Eukaryota; Metazoa; Cnidaria; Hydrozoa; Anthoathecata; Hydridae
Source: RefSeq, a predicted model, not a curated record